Plasmodium berghei ANKA is the source of this 2004-nucleotide messenger RNA. Its product is annotated as LETM1-like protein, putative. The record is from RefSeq and is a predicted model, not a curated record. Gene Ontology annotation, biological process: intracellular monoatomic cation homeostasis. Gene Ontology annotation, cellular component: mitochondrial inner membrane. Bases 1 to 2004 code for a protein of 667 amino acids. The transcript has 4 exons. Lineage: Eukaryota; Apicomplexa; Aconoidasida; Haemosporida; Plasmodiidae. Gene Ontology annotation, molecular function: ribosome binding.
AUGCAAAUGGCAUGGGGAUUAGCAAACCAUCAGAAAAACAAAAUCGCAAAGAUCUGCGAUUGUCAAACAAUAAAGUGUUUCUUUUUUUUUAGCAAUAAUCAAAUUUCUAGAAAAUGUUUCUUUUUUUGCAACAACAAUCAAAUUUCUAGAAAAUUUAAAAAUGCAUCUAUUCCCAAAUCGUUAAAAUAUGAACAAAAUUCAAAUUACAAAGGUUAUAAAGUUUGGAAUAAUACAAAUCUGUAUUCAAAUAAUCUUACCCAUAUAAACAAUUUGAAUAAAAUGAAAAGCAUAUAUUAUGUACUAAGUUUGAAUCAUAAACCAUUUUCAACAAAUUGCAAAGAUACAAAUAAAUCAAUUUCAAAUUUUAAGCAUACACAAACAAAUGAUAUAAAAAACGAAAUAGAUAAUAACGAAUCCAUUUCAAAUAACUCUCAGCAUAAUGAUAUUAUAAAUUUAAUAAAAAAAAAAAAACCAAAACAAUGUGUAAAUAAAAAAGAAAGUAAAAUUGCUAAAUAUUAUAAUAAAGGAACAAAUGGAUUUAAAAUAGCAAUGGAAUUUAUAAAAAAAUCUGGAUCUGUAAUUAAAGUAAUUAUUUUUCAGCCAUCUAUCUUAAAAAUACAUUAUGAAAAUUUGAAAAAAAAUAUAAAACAUACAAUUGAUUGGGUUAAAACUGGAGUAUUAUUAUUUUUAACAAAUAUGAAAAUAUCAAAAAAUUUAAUAAUAAAAAGAUUAAAAGGGCAUAGACUUUCCUAUUCUGAAUAUAAAUUAUUAAUACGAACUAUAAAUGAUAUGUUUAAAUUAAUACCUUUUUCUUUUUUUGUAAUAGUUCCAUUUGCUGAAUUUUUAUUACCAGUUGUUUUAAAAAUUUAUCCAAAUUUAUUACCUUCUACAUUUAAAAAUAAUGAUGAUAAUUUCAAUAAUAUUAAAAAAAAUUUAUAUGCAAAACAACAAUUAUCUAAAUUUUUACAACAAUUAAUUGAAGAAAAAGAAAAACAGUUAAAUGAAAAUAUAGGAAUAGAUUCAGAUAAAAAAAAAAAAAUUUUAAAUAAAUUCCAUCAACAAUUAAUAAAUAAAGAUGAAGAAGAUCUUAAUCCAUUCUUAAAUGUUAAUGAUACAUUAAAAAUUGCAAAAAUAUUUAAAGAAGAAUUUGUACUUGAUCAAAUGAAUUUAAAAACAUUACAAACUAUUUGUCAUUUAUUAGGAUUAAAACCAUAUAGUAUUCAUUAUCAUGUUGUUUUGCAAUUACGACAUCAUUUUUUACGCCUGCACAGAGAAGAUAAAGAAUUAAUAUAUGAGGGGAUCGAUAAUUUAAAAAAAAACACACUUAUUGAAAUAUGCAAAGAUAGAGGAAUGAACUUUAAUACUAAUGAAAAUGAAAUGAAAUUACAAGUUAAAAAAUGGCUCGAAUUAGCAAGCAUAAAAGAAAUCCCUUAUAUUCUUUUGUUAUAUAUAAGAUGUGUGGUUGUUACGCAUGCUAUUAUGGAUAUAAAAAAUGAAAAUGAUAAACAAAAUAUUUCGAAAUCUAUAAAUGAAAAUGACAAUGUAAACGAUAAAGACAACAAACAUAAAACCAUAGAUGAUAAACAAAAGUUAAUCCAAGAAGCAAAAGAAAAAUUAGUUGAUCUUAAAAUGAAAGAAAAAGAAAUUAAAAAAAACAUAAAUAAAGAAACUAAUGAAGAUAAUAUUAUUCAACACAAGGAAAUAAAAACAAAUAUCAAUUUUAUCAAAAAAAAAAACAAGUAUAUGCAAAAUGAGCUAGCUCUCCUUAACCAAAUAUGCAAUCUUCAACACAGAGAACUACAAAUUGCAUUCACCUCUUUGACUGAUAUUGCUGAAAAAAAAGGGAAAUGCGAUAUUAAUGAAAUAAUAAAAACAAUGUCACAGAGGUUGUUAGAUAUUGAAAAACACAUAAAUGAAUUAAAUGCCCAUAAACAAAUGGAAAUGGAUGAAUAUUUCUACCCUGAAGAAGAAAAGUCCGAUGAUGUUGUGGACAUAAAGAAUUGA